Aureobasidium subglaciale EXF-2481 is the source of this 2921-nucleotide messenger RNA. RefSeq lists its product as uncharacterized. The transcript is spliced from 10 exons. Gene Ontology annotation, molecular function: mismatched DNA binding; ATP-dependent DNA damage sensor activity; ATP binding. The record is from RefSeq and is a predicted model, not a curated record. Bases 203 to 2689 code for a protein of 828 amino acids. Gene Ontology annotation, cellular component: nucleus. Lineage: Eukaryota; Fungi; Ascomycota; Dothideomycetes; Dothideales; Saccotheciaceae. Gene Ontology annotation, biological process: mismatch repair; chiasma assembly.
GCUGACAACGACGAUGCGCUUGACGAGAUUGUCAUGGCAGUUGACAUGACACCUCGAGGCACUGUUGGCUGUGCGUACUACAUAGCAGCACAAGAAAAAUUAUACUUUAUGGAGGACGUCAAGCUGGGUGGUGCAGACGUUAUUGAAGCUCGUGAGCACUGAAAUAUCUCUCUACUUUCUCACUUCUGAUCAUCUAGUCAAAAUGUUCAUCGAUCCUACGAUCAUCCUCGUUUCGUCAAAACUCGACGACUCGGUGCUUGACAGGCUUGAUCUGGAAAGAAAAAACAUGGAUGAUGGCGACAGCACUGCAUAUGGUAUGCCAGCUUUAUGCUCACCUCGCCCGUCUUCUGAAUUUCUAUACGACUCCGCCAGAUGCAGGCUUGCCGAUCUCAAACUAGAUCAUGAAGAUGGACCGAAAGUCACGUUUACAACGCCUGGAGACGUUGUGAUUGGACGAGAUGAGGGCUACAUAGCUGAUGGCGACGCUUUCGAGACUCGGCAAGGACAGCUGCUGAAGCUAGCUGGGUGGAUUGACGUUGAGAGUCGCGUGACUGUUGGUUGCUCAGGAGCAGUCCUUGCUUACAUUCGCCGAAAGCGAGCAGCCACGUUCCUCCCAGGAGAUGCUGCAGCUCGAGCAAUGCAUCGCAUCUCAACCAUUGAGAUGUUUACACUUGCAGGAUCAAUGUUCGUGAACGCCGAUACGCUGCUUUCGUUGCAAAUAGUUCAGUCCGAAUCGCAUCCCCAUUCUCACAACCAAGGCCCUGCAAAAGCGAACUCUGGAUCGAAAGAGGGAUUCUCCGUCUACGGCCUCUUUCACAACCUCGCGCGUACUCCGCAAGGCAGGGUUUUGCUUCGCCAGUACUUCCUGAGACCAAGCACCAACCUGGAAGUCAUCAACGAACGUCUCGACACGAUCAAUUUUCUGCUCCGUACAGAGAAUACCGAACAAACUGAAGCUCUAACCAAAAACUUGAGCAAGAUCAAGAAUAUGAGGACUGUCAUGAUUAAUCUUCGCAAAGGCAUCAGCGGUACUGGACCAGGCAAGAAGGGUCCGCCAAAUUCCAUCUGGGCUGGUAUCCGUCUUUUCGCAUACCAUGCCUUACAAAUCAAAGAUAGUUUCCAGGAAGUCUUUGGCGGAGAUCGAUUGGCAAUUCGAAACAAAGUUAUGAAACACUUCCAUGGCACCCAACUCGCCGAUGUUGGCAAGAGCAUUACGGAGAUCAUCGACUUCGAGCUCUCGCUGGAUCAAGGUCGCAAUGUUGUCAAGCACGGUGUUGACCAUGAUUUGGAUGAGCUCAAGCAGACUUAUGAAGGACUGGAAAGUCUACUUGUGCAAGUCGCCCAGCAUGUGGCUCAGUCUGUGCCCGAAGGGUUGAACACAGACAUCAAUGUUGUGUUUUUCCCCCAAAUCGGAUUCCUGAUCGCGAUACCUCAAGAUCCUAUCACUGGUCAUGGCAUCUUCGAGGGCCAUGAAGACGAUCCCUGGGAGAAGAUGUUUACCACCGAGGACUUUGCCUAUUACAAGAAUGAGAAUGUCAUUGAGAUGGACUCUUACUUUGGAGAUAUUUACGGACGCAUCUGCGACAGAGAGAUUGAAAUCAUACACGAGUUGGCGGAGAAAAUUCUACAGCACGAAGACCUCCUGACAACAGCAUCUGACAUCUGUGCCGAGAUCGAUUGCAUCCUGGCCCUGGUACAGGGAGCCAAAGACUACAACCUCGUGCGACCACGACUGACAGAAUCUAAUAUUCUUGACAUCAGAGGUGGAAGACAUAUCUUACAGGAAAAGGUCGUGUCCAACUUUAUUCCAAAUGACACUCUGAUGGCUGGCGGAGAGGGUCUGCCGUUGGCAGAACAGUAUGAGCCCUCGUCCGAAAACUUUCCACGCCUCCAUGAACAAAACAACAUGUUACCAAGUAUGGUCCUAGUGACUGGACCGAACUUCUCUGGCAAAAGCGUCUAUCUCAAACAGGUAGCCAUCGUUGUCUUCAUGGCUCAUGUCGGUAGUUUCGUACCAGCGUCGAGAGCGGAUAUUGGUGUUACAGACAAGAUCAUGACACGAGUGGCGACUCGAGAGAGUGUCUCUAGAAAUCAAAGUGCUUUCAUGAUUGACCUGCAACAGAUCUCUGUGGCCUUGAAUCUGGCUACAAACAGGAGCUUGUUGAUCAUUGAUGAGUUUGGCAAGGGUACCGAUUCGCAUGACGGUGCCGGACUCGCCGCGGGCGUCUUCAACCACCUGCUCGAGAGAGGAGACCAAUGCCCAAAAGUCAUCGGUGCGACUCAUUUUCAUGAGAUCUUUGAGAGUGGUUUCCUCCUGCCCCAUGAACGACUGGCAUUCGGUCACUUCGAAGUCCGUGUCGACCCACAUUCUCGACAGAUCAACGAGCAAUUGACCUAUCUUUACAACUACAAACAAGGCCGUAGUAACAACAGUUAUGGUACCGUGUGUGCAGCUCUAAACGGCAUCCCUGUGGAAGUCACAAACAGAGCCGAAGAGCUUGUCUUGCUUGCUGCGAGGGGGGAAGACUUGGUGCAGGCUUGUGCUGUGGUGUCGGAGAGGGAGAGGGAGGAGCUUGAAGACGCGGAAGAUGUUGCAAAGGCUUUCUUUGCCAUGAGAGUUUCCGAUGAUCCAAAAGCGUCGUUGAGAGAGCUGUUGGAAGGAAAGGGUUCAUAUGGCGUAUUGUCUUGAGAGGUCUGUUGGGAUGGGCCGGCGGAAAAUGUUGCUUUCACCAAAACGAGUCAAAUUGCUACAAACAAGAUGAAAGACAUUGCGACCAUGAAGCUCUCUUGCUCCUCCACCAUAGCCUUGCUCGAGUGGUAACCAGAAACUGCUGUGCCUAAAAAAAAGUAUACAUAUAAUACAACAUCGAUGAGACAUAUCCUUUGAUCCUCACUUCUAUGAAGUCAAACCUUGGUAGUAG